CUACAUGGCACUACACGAACGCCAUUAAAUGUAAACACUGAAGGGCUAGACCUGGUGCUGGUGCCUCCUCCCACCUCCAGCAACACAGUUCACAGACUGACACGAACGGCCCAAGUUGUUGAUACAUAAAUAAUGCAGGGACAGAAUGAAGACCUCUGGGGCCCAGCCACGUCACUGUCUGCUACCUCACCUGCGGAAUCCCUGGAUUUCGAGGAUGCUUUCUCUCCCCCACAAGAUACUACUUCCGGAGGCAAUACUCAGCAACAAUCCGCUGAUGGUGAUUAUGUCCCCCUGGAUGACUCCUCACAAUAUUUAGCUGGACUUGAACGCAAGUUGGCUUGUGUUCAAGGCCGUACCACAGCUCAUAGACAGACAGAGAGUCGCAGACUUAUUGAUGCUUUGGCAACCUCAAGGGACGACCACGCACACCACUUACUCAACAACACUAACAAUAUUGGUGCGGACAGUGAUGUUCUCGAGCCAGACAAUGACCGUAGUGGAGCUCUUACAGCUGCAACAGUAGACCCACAAGGUGCCCUGGGUGCCAUGUUAAGGAGAGUUGCACCAGAUAAAAUAGCUCUUGCUCCUGAGGAACUGUGUCGUCUACUGGAGGCCGACAUACUAUCCAAGGUUCACGAUGCUCUGGAGGAAGAGGCUCAGGCUCCACACCCACCCACACAACAUUCCAAAAACACCUCGGAAGAAGACCAAAGCUGUGAGGGUGUCAGAUCGGUCGAUGGCUCCACAGAGAACAACACAAUAAAACUUGCAGACCAGAAGGAUCCCUCGUCAGAUGAAGGAGAAAAGUAGUGAUGGUUAAAUGGUGAUGUUUGUCUGUGACGGUGUACAAAUCAUAGGUGUAGAGAUACUGUAUAUUGAUAUUACAGUAUCUGUACCGUAUAUAAAUAAAUAAAUGCCUUGCGGCUUGUUCUCGUGUUCCCAAGUUUAUAUAUAAUUGUUCUAUUUUUUGGUUUAAUCAAAAUAUUAACCUGAACUGCAAAUUCUUAGAUAAGCAAUAAGCAUGCAUCUCACCUCUUCCUGUAUAGUAUUCCUGUUAGAAAACUUUGUGAUUUUUUUCUUUUUUACAUUAUUGAUCUGUAUACCGAUGUGAGCAUCUUCGCUACUAGGCAUCAGUAACAGCUGUAGCUAUUUAGUGGAUAAAUAUAAUCCUUAUACAGGUACAUACUGUAUACAGUAUAUAAACAGGUAAUCACAAGGAAAUAGAAACAUUAUGUUGUCUUGCAUAAUAAUCCCUUAACGUCUUAGGUACUUUGCUGAUCAUCUCACAUGUAACGAAUUUUUUUUUUUUUUUAGAUUAAACUCUUGUGUACAGAGAGUCUCUCGGUGACGGAUAAAAUAGCAAAAGUGGCGUCAUGUAAAAGAUAUAAUUUAACUUGUUACCUAGGUAAUUCCAGUUGCUGAAAACAAAACGUGAACUAGCUUAUGAAAGAACUUUGACAAGGGUAUGGGAAAAACACAGUUUACAAAAUGUUCAGAAACAAGAGUGACAAAGAAAUCAUAAACUGUGUCAGUACUGUGCAGGUUAGGUUGGAAAUUUCUCUCUCCCCAUCAGUCGGUCAGUCAGACUCGUGCAUUGCAAGUGACUGACAUGGGUAGAACCUUGUUGUUGGUACACUAGAAGGAAAAAAUCGACUUCUUGCCCCCAUUUCCCUUGUGGGAUGGCUACAUCACAUACUGCUCUCUGUCCAUUCUACAAUUCUCUUCCACUUGGAAUACUCAUCUACCACUGUUAUCCAUCCUUUGUUAUCCUCUUCUGUAUCUGUCUACCUUGUUCUUGGUCUACAUCCUCCUUUUAUCCCCCAAUUCUGUCUUCCAUGCUUUCUUUCCCUGCUUCCCAUCAUCCAUAUACUGCACACAAGAAGGAAAGUACAGGUAUAGGUCAAAUAUUAGCAACACAACUACAAACACAAAAUUAAAUAUUAUUUCUUUGUUAUCUUUAGAAUAAGUUGUCUUGAAUGUAUAUCAUUUUAAAUAUUGUAAUAUGAAAAUAAAAAUUGUUAUUUAACACAUGUUA
This is a messenger RNA of Homarus americanus (American lobster), 2035 nucleotides long. RefSeq lists its product as uncharacterized. Lineage: Eukaryota; Metazoa; Arthropoda; Malacostraca; Decapoda; Nephropidae. The transcript is spliced from 5 exons. Bases 133 to 810 code for a protein of 225 amino acids. Gene Ontology annotation, biological process: cilium organization. The record is from RefSeq and is a predicted model, not a curated record.